AUGCCUCAAUCCGCUCUUCUCCUCGGUUCCGGCUUCGUUGCCACCCCUGCCGUUGAGGUCCUCUCCAAGGCCGGCAUCCACGUUACCGUUGCUUGCCGUACUCUCGCUUCGGCCAAGAACCUCGCAGGUACCUACGACAACACAAAGGCCAUCAGCCUCGACGUCAAUGACUCCGCCGCCCUCGAGGAGGCCGUCUCCCAGCACGAUAUCACCAUCUCUCUGAUCCCCUACACAUACCAUGUCGCUGUCAUCAAGGCCGCUAUCAAGGCCAAGAAGAAUGUCGUCACUACCUCUUACGUCUCUCCUGCUAUGGAGGAGCUCCACGAGGAGGCUAAGGCUGCUGGUAUUACCGUUCUCAACGAGAUUGGUGUUGACCCUGGUGUCGACCACCUUUACGCUGUUGACUUCAUCGACCGUAUCCAGCAGGAGGGAGGCAAGAUCAAGUCUUUCCGAAGCUUCUGCGGUGGCCUUCCCGCCCCUGAGAACUCCAACAACCCCCUAGGCUACAAGUUCAGCUGGAGCAGCCGCGGUGUCCUUCUGGCCCUCAAGAACAACGCAAAGUACUACGAGGAUAACAAGGAGAUUGACAUCACCGGUGUCGAUCUUAUGGGCACUGCCAAGCCUUACCACACUGGUUACCUAGGAUUCAACUUCGUCGCCUACGGAAACCGUGACAGCACCGGUUACCGUCAACGUUACCGCAUCCCUGAUGCCGAGACCGUCGUCCGAGGAACCAUUCGCUACAACGGUUUCCCCCAGUUCGUCAAGGCCCUUGUCGACAUUGGCUUCCUCCGUGAUGACGAGCAGGACUUCUUCAAGCAGGCUAUCCCCUGGAAGGAGGCCCUCCAGAAGUUCAUCGGUGCUAGCUCAUCAAGCGAGGAGGACCUGACCAAGGCUGUUCUCUCCAAGACCACUUUCAGCGACGAGUCUGUCAAGGCCCAGGUGUUGGCUGGACUCAAGUGGAUUGGUGUCUUCUCCGAUGUCAAGAUCACCCCCCGUGGAACCGCCCUCGACACCCUCUGCGCCUCUCUCGAGGAGAAGAUGGCUUACGAGAAGGGCGAGCGCGACCUUGUGUUCUUGCAACACACCUUCGACGUUGUCAACAAGGACGGCAGCCAGAACACCUGGACUUCCACACUUGUCGAGUACGGUGCCCCUGAGGGCUCCGGUGGCUUCUCCGCCAUGUCCAGACUCGUCGGUGUUCCUUGUGGUGUCGCCGUCAAGCUGGUCCUCGACGGUACCAUCACAGACAAGGGUGUCGUCGCCCCUGUGUACCCCAGCCUUGCCAGGACAUUGAUGAAGACUCUCAGGGACGACUACGGUAUCGAGUGCAAGGAGAAGAUCAUUGCCUAA
This is a messenger RNA of Fusarium sp. VM40, 1353 nucleotides long. NCBI's taxonomy places the organism in Eukaryota, Fungi, Ascomycota, Sordariomycetes, Hypocreales, Nectriaceae. The record is from the annotation of a GenBank genome assembly.